Molecule: messenger RNA, 1528 nt
Organism: Bubalus bubalis (water buffalo)
Lineage: Eukaryota; Metazoa; Chordata; Mammalia; Artiodactyla; Bovidae
Product: uterine milk protein-like
Exons: 5
Coding region: 161-1462 (433 amino acids)
Biological process (GO): negative regulation of endopeptidase activity
Molecular function (GO): serine-type endopeptidase inhibitor activity
Source: RefSeq, a predicted model, not a curated record
UGCACAGUAUUUGAACACAGUUAUUUGGCCAAGUUAGUAUUAAUCCAGGUUUAUCCAUUUCACUACACCAAUGGCAGUAUAAAUAAGUCACUGACAGAGGCAAAGAGCAACAUCAGUAGAUAACAGCAGGCUCCCGUGAAGGCUCCGGAUUGCCACAGAAAUGUCCCACAGGAGAAUGAAUCUGGCCCUGUCUCUGGUCCUCAUACUCUGUGGCCUGCUUAAUAGCAUCUUCUGUGAAAAGCAACAACACUCUCAAAAGCACGUGAACCUAGUCUUAUUAAAGAAAAUUUCAGCUCUCUCCCAGAAGAUGGAAGCUCACCCUAAGGAUUUUGCCCAAGAAUUGUUCAAGGCUUUGAUAAUUGAGGCUCCCAGAAAGAAUAUCAUCUUCUCCCCCAUGGCCAUGACCACCACCUUGGCCACCCUCUCCCUGGGGAUCAAGUCCACAAUGAACGCCCACCACCCUGAGGACCUGAAACUUGAGCCCAAACUGUUGGAUGUGCACAAGUACUUACAGACUCUGGUCCACGUGGGGCAUGAGCUAGUGAAGCAGAAGCUACUGAAGCACCAGCACAUUCUCUUUAUCAACAGCAAAAUGAUGGUCAACCAGAUGCUUCUACAGCAGAUAGGCAAGCUGCAGGGAAUGGACAUCCAGAUGAUUGACUUUACAGAUACAGAAAAAGCCAAGAAGACCAUCAGCCACCACGUGGCUGAAAAAACACAUACGAAACUCUCAGACUUAAUCACCGACCUGAACCCUGAGACCAUCCUGUGUCUUGUCAACCACGUUUUCUUCAAAGGCAUCUUGAAAAGAGCUUUUCAGCCCAAACUCACCCAGAAGGAGGACUUCUUUGUGAAUGACCAAACCAAAGUGCAGGUAGACAUGAUGAGAAAGACAGAACGGAUGCUUUACAGCCGGUCAGAGGAGCUACAUACUACGAUGGUUAAGAUGCCUUGCAAAGGAAAUGUGUCCCUAAUUCUCAUGCUCCCAGAUGCCGGGCAAUUUGACACUGCUCUUAAAAAGAUGACUGCUAAGCGAGCUAAACUUCAGAAAAUCAGUGACUUCAGACUGGUGCACUUAACUUUGCCCAAGCUCAAGAUCUCCUUCAAGAUAAACUUCAAGCAUCUGCUUCCCAAGAUUGGCCCCAAACAUACGCUGACUACCACAGCAAUCUCACAGGCCAUCACACUGAAGGCUCCCCUGCCUAAUUUGGAGGCCCUGCAUCAAGCUGAGAUAGAGCUGAACGAGCAUGCCUUAACUGUGGACACAGCCAUUCACACAGAUAAUCUGUUGAAAGUCCCAAUGAACGCAAAGGAGGUCCCAGUGGUCGUGAAAGUCCCAACGAACGCAAAGGAGGUCCCGGUGGAUGUGAAGGUCAACAGACCCUUCUUGCUGUUUGUGGAGGAUGAGAGGACUCAAAGAGACCUCUUUGUGGGCAAAGUCCUCAACCCCCAAGUUGAGUAGAGCCGGGGCCACGCUGUGCAGCAUAGGAACUUAGCAGGCCAUGAAUAAAAAGAGUACAAUUCACCA